Messenger RNA from Acaulospora morrowiae, 494 nucleotides. The record is from the annotation of a GenBank genome assembly. NCBI's taxonomy places the organism in Eukaryota, Fungi, Glomeromycota, Glomeromycetes, Diversisporales, Acaulosporaceae.
AUGUCGAGUUCCGGAGCAUCAAGAUUUCUUUUAAGCCUCCCUAAUGAGAUUCUUAUGGAAAUUCUUGGGCAUACUAAUCUGGAGGAUAUUUGUUCUAUCUCCUUGGCGAAUAGAAAAUUUCAUAAACUUCUUCAGGAUGACUAUGUCUGGCAACUAAUGUGUAAAAUUCAAUAUCCCGAAAGUAGGAUCGCAGAAGCACAAGAGGAUCUAGAUGAAGAUGAAACUUUGAAGCAAUUAUUUACCUCUGUUCCGGAAUCUAAAACAGCUUCAUCUUUAAGAUCGUUAUACUCGCGCACCGAACAGGACGAAGAGACAAGUACAGACGUUCCUCCGCCAACAGAAAAUAAUGAAAUGGAAUGGAAGACUUUAGAAUUUCAAUUAAAUUUAGCAAAACCAAUUAGUUAUAUUGCAAAAGAGAAAGGCGUUACUUGGUUGGAUUGUCAUGAAGGAUCAUUUGGUAGUCGAAAUCAUUGGGAAACAGAAGCUGGAGAAAG